AUGCUUAAAGGUCUGAGAGUGGGUGGUUUACAUAUUUCAAAACGACAUGCUAAUUCUCAUAGCUAUCAAGCUACUCUGAAUUUACCAAAAACUAAGUUUUCACCACGUUCUAAUAUUCAAAAGACAUAUAAUGAUUUGAUACCACAAUCAUCUCAAAUUGUCUACAAUGAACAACUGAACAAGUUUUUUGAAGAAUAUAACAAGAUUCCCAAGAGUAAUAUCGACCAAAGAAUAGAUUUUAUUAAUAAAAAAUUAUUCAUACUUCAUGAUGGUCCUCCUUAUGCAAAUGGUGAUUUACACUUGGGUCAUGCGUUGAAUAAAAUCCUGAAGGAUAUCAUUAAUAGAUACCAAUUAUCUCAUAGCAAAUAUAUAUACUAUAGACCUGGUUGGGAUUGUCAUGGUUUACCUAUUGAAAUGAAAGCUUUGAAGAAGUUGAAUAGUGAUCAGAUUGAACAUAUUUCCCCAGUGAAAAUCAGAAAGAUAGCCUCGCAAUAUGCUAAAGCUGCUCAGUUGAAACAACGGUCGCAAUUUGAAAAAUUCGGUAUACUCACUGAUUGGAAUCAACCUUAUAUUACCAUGGAUGCAAAUUACGAAGUUAACCAAUUAAAAAUCUUUCAAAAACUAUUUGAUUUUGAUUUGAUAAAGAGACAAAAUAAGCCAGUGUAUUGGGGCACAGAGACUAGAACAGCAUUAGCAGAAGGUGAAUUAGAAUAUAAUGAAAACCAUAAAUCAGUAUCAGCUUAUGUUUAUUUCCCUUUAACUGAAGAGUCUGUCUCUAUUUUGCAAAAUAGAUUAGGGAUCGAAAAAAUGGGGAGGGUUGAUUGUUUAAUUUGGACAAGUACACCUUGGACAUUGUUUUCGAAUCAAGCAAUUUGUUACAGUGAACGGUUUGACUAUUGUUUAGUAAAAUCAGAGGAAAAUCAAAAAUGCUUCAUAGUGGCAAAAGAUUUAAUCGAGUCAUUAAAGAUCACAGGGCCAUACAAAAUCCUAUCUUCAUUUUCUGGUUCUCAAUUAAAAGGAUUAAAAUAUUCUAACCCUUUAAUGAAUGAUACACCUAUGGUAGAGAAACCUCUCUUAGAUGGAUUACACGUGACAAACACAGCAGGGUCAGGGUUGGUACACACUGCUCCAGGACAUGGUCAAGAUGAUUACCUAGUUGGGUUAAAAAAUGGAUUAUCAAUCUUUUCCCCAAUUGACCAUAAAGGUAACUAUGACUUAACUAAAUUUUCAAAUAAUCCUGAUGUUCAAGAAUUUUUAAAGGAUCCUAAUAGUGGACUGGAUGAAGGAAGAAAUGUGCUGAACUCUAAAACCACAGAUUCCAUUAUAGAAAGACUUAAAGAGCUGGAUGUGCUGAUGAACGUUGAAGUAAUAACACAUUCGUAUCCCUACGACUGGAGAUCUAAACAACCAGUGAUCAUACGAUCAACCCCUCAAUGGUUUACGAAUUUGGAAAAUUUAAAGAAAAUAGCUGUGAAGAGUCUUAAAAAAACCCAGUUCUAUCCGAAACGGGGUGAACAUAGACUUACCUCAUUUGUUAAGAAUAGAAAUGAGUGGUGUAUAUCCAGACAACGUUCAUGGGGUGUACCAAUUCCAUACUUUCAACAUCGUGAAAAACCUGAUUCGAUUCUAAUGGAUGCAGAGAUAAUAUCAAUUGCAAUAGAAAAUAUCAAGAAAUGGGGGAUGGAUUCAUGGUUCCUUGAGGAAGAUUCUACCAAUGAAAAAACUAAUAUAAAGAAUUGGUUACCUCAAAGGUAUCAUGAUAUAGCAAACCAAUAUAGAAAGGGAAAAGAUACAAUGGAUGUUUGGUUUGAUAGUGGUUCGUCAUGGUCAACAUUGAUGGACUUUUAUUCUGAAAAAUUGGGGAUUACAGAAAGCCAGCAACCAAACCCAUUAGCAAACGUCUACUUAGAAGGUAGUGACCAACAUAGAGGCUGGUUUCAAAGCUCAUUGUUAUGCAGAGUUUCUUAUACUGAAAAACCUGAUGCUCCAUAUGGAACGGUUAUUACACACGGGUUUACCCUUGACGAAAAGGGCAUUAAAAUGUCCAAAUCUAUUGGAAAUACAAUUGCACCUAAUGAUAUAAUCGAAGGUAACAAAGAAAGAAACCUACCAACACUUGGUGUAGAUGGUCUGAGAUAUUUGGUGGCCCAAUCUGAUUUUACAAGUGAUAUCACUGUAGGUCCAACGAUAAUGCAACACACAUCUGAUGCAUUGAAGAAAAUUAGAUUAUGUUUCAAAUUUUUGCUAGGGAACCUACAGAAGAGCUCUAAUUAUACAUUAUUACCUUAUGACCAGUUAGCUCCAGUUGACAAAUACACUAUUUCAAAACUACAAGGACUUCUAGAUGACACAAACAAAAAUUAUUUAGAAUACAACUUCUCUAAAGUAUUGAUUAAUCUUCAAUUCCAUCUAAACAAUGAAUUAUCAGCAUUUUAUUUUGAUUUUUCGAAGGAUGUUCUUUACUCUAAUUCAAUAUCAUCUUUAAGAAGAAGACAAAUCCAGACUACUUUAUUCCAUAUCAUAGAUACAUAUCGUGCAGUACUAAGCCCAAUUCUACCAAUAACAGUUCAAGAAGUUUGGAACUGUGUUCCAGAACAAUGGUUAGCCAAUAACAAAGAAAAUGGUACAUCUCCCUUUAUUAAGUCGUGGCCUAAGUUUAACAACGAUUUAGCCCAAUCAAAAAAUAUUAUUGAAUCAUUUGAAUCGAAUGAAAUCACAAUAAUGAAUGCAUUUAAAAAGGAGUUUACGAAGAUCACUAAUCCAUCAAUUACGAAACCCGGUCAGACACUGACGAAAAUCUUUAUUACAAAUACGCUCCCAAUAAAAGAAGACGACCUAAUGGAACUUUUACAAACGUCCAAGGUCACACUUAUUAAGGUUGACAGCAUGUCCGAUCUUCCUGAAGAUGCUAGGAGAAUAGAUGAAUUAAAAUGUGCUAUUACAAUAGAGCAAAGCACAAUGAAUAAAUGCCCAAGAUGCUGGAAACAUAAUUCUCUCGAAGAAAAUCAUCUAUGUGGCAGAUGUGAACAUGAAACCUUGUAUAUAAAUUUCUAA
This is a messenger RNA of Maudiozyma barnettii, 3054 nucleotides long. It is a transcript of the gene ISM1, whose product is annotated as isoleucine--tRNA ligase ISM1. The coding region runs from base 1 to 3054 and encodes 1017 amino acids. Gene Ontology annotation, cellular component: cytosol. Lineage: Eukaryota; Fungi; Ascomycota; Saccharomycetes; Saccharomycetales; Saccharomycetaceae. Gene Ontology annotation, biological process: isoleucyl-tRNA aminoacylation. Gene Ontology annotation, molecular function: tRNA binding; isoleucine-tRNA ligase activity; ATP binding. The transcript has a single exon. The record is from RefSeq and is a predicted model, not a curated record.